Electrophorus electricus (electric eel) is the source of this 1678-nucleotide messenger RNA. Its product is annotated as tetraspanin-33. NCBI's taxonomy places the organism in Eukaryota, Metazoa, Chordata, Actinopteri, Gymnotiformes, Gymnotidae. Gene Ontology annotation, cellular component: plasma membrane. The record is from RefSeq and is a predicted model, not a curated record.
GGGAAGAUUAUAGUGGAGCGGCUUACUGUAGUCAAAUAGCUUCGAUUGGCCUGUAGGUAUUUCUGAAGACAUCGCUAACAAGCUGUGGCAUGCCUUUACAAAAACAAAAGAAAAGAUGAAAAGACGCAAGGAACCGAAGAGGUCACGAGGAAUCGCUUUUCUUUCUUUCUCUUUUGCAAUAUAAACAAAAGUAAACACCAGUAAUGAAAACUUAUAAAGCCAUUAAGUACACUCUGUUUGUAUGCUGUUACAUAUUCUGGGUGGCAAGUGGUGUUCUGAUAUCUGUUGGCAUUUAUGCGAAAGUUGCAAAAGAAAACGAUGUGGUGGACACUUUGACUACCGAUCCAGCUCUUUUGCUGCUCGCCGUGGGAUCGCUUAUGUUUCUAAUAACAUUUCUUGGGUGUUUUGGAGCUCUGCGCGAUGGUUCAGUACUGCUGAAAAUGUUUUUAGGAAUUUUACUGGUCGUCUUCCUGCUGCAAAUCACUGCUGCUGUUUUGGGCUUUCUCUUCUCUGACAUGGUGUUAGCAAGGACAGAAUUGCUAAUGAAGAAAGCCAUUGCAUUGUAUAGAGAAGAUAUGGACUUAGAAAAUGUGAUUGACUUUGUUCAGAAAAAGUUCCUGUGUUGUGGAGUGGAUUACUACACAGACUGGUCUCAGAAUGCAUAUUUUAACUGCUCUGAUAAUAACCCCAGUCUAGAGGCAUGUGGAGUACCCUUCUCCUGCUGUGUACGACAACUACAUGAGACUGUGUUCAAUUCCAUGUGUGGCUACGAGAGUCAGAGGAAGGAAGAAUCCUCAAUCAGGAAACAUAUUCACACCCACGGCUGCUUGGCGAAGAUAGUACUGUGGGGGGAGCAGAACCUUUCGCUGGUGGGAGGGAUCAGCAUCAGCUCACUCUGCCUGGAGAUCUGCAUGAUCUCACUGGCAGCUGCUCAGAUUGGUCAAAUUCAAAAAGUGCAAGACAAGAGGAAGCAGGUGGAAAGUCGAACAGCACUUCGUUCAGAAGGUGACUCAAGCUUUUGAAAGUCUUAAACUCAGUCCUUGCAGGGAAAAUCUAUUGCAGUUCCAUGAAUGCAACAACUAAUUUGUAAUUUACACACAAAGCUUGUUAAAAUGUGAAUGUAAUGUGAAAUAUUCUGUUUGUAGAAUAGGUAUUUAAAAUUAAGGCUGAUUCAAGAAACAAAAAAUGACAAAUCUUUCAAGUUUUUCAAUUCCUGUGAAUAAGCCCUUUCAAAAUGUUAAAUGUUUUAAUGUGAAUAAAUUCAUUUGCAGUAUUCUAUUUUUUUUUACAUCAUAUCACUCUACUUGGAUCUUAUUUUUUUUAAGAAAGCAUUUUGUCCAACUACCAGGAUGAAUAACAACUAUCUAUGAAAACCCCAUGCACAUAUUUCUCAUAGCAGGACACAUGUGUUGGAUUGUUUCAUCUUGAGCAUGUUCAUAAAGUUAAACUGUGCCGGAUUAUAAUCAUGGACUCCUUUGAGAUAGGAGUGGGGUCGCUCAAGGACCUUUUCACGUGAAGUCACACGAUAAUGUGCCCUGAAGUUCCGGAGCGGGUUGUAGCUUGGUGACAGACUGUCAGGACAACGGAAGCCCUCCUUAAUAUAAGACCCAUGCUGUGAGAUGGCUACAAAGCCGUCCUUAUAGGGGGUGAUUUUCAUGAUCGUGGCAUACACAUACUG